This is a messenger RNA of Cylicostephanus goldi, 399 nucleotides long. The record is from the annotation of a GenBank genome assembly. Lineage: Eukaryota; Metazoa; Nematoda; Chromadorea; Rhabditida; Strongylidae.
ACUCUCGAAUGUGACAUGCUAGGAGAGGAACCAGUGCAGGAUGAGACGAUAACGAUAAGGACGAAAAGAUCAUCAGCUAAAAGACAGACAUUGCCGUUGGAAGUCGAAGAAUAUACUAUUAUUCUAGGCCAGAAUACUUUGAUACCAAAAAACGUGCUCGAACGAUCAUGUGCACGUAUUCAUCGGCAUUGCUCGGAUGCUGGUAUGAAAUUAAUGGGCUUCCAAGGUGCUCGGGGAGAUCCGGGAUCCCAGGGACCUGUGGGACCACCGGGUAAAAGAGGUCCGGUAGGGAAUGUUGGUCCAAGUGGACUGGUUGGUGAUGCUGGAGAGAUUGGGCCUCCUGGCAAGGAUGGUAGGUGGUUCUCUGCUCUCAAGAACUUUCUCAUUUUCCCAAAAUAA